Messenger RNA from Ostrinia furnacalis (Asian corn borer), 2537 nucleotides. RefSeq lists its product as uncharacterized. Gene Ontology annotation, cellular component: mitochondrion. The record is from RefSeq and is a predicted model, not a curated record. Lineage: Eukaryota; Metazoa; Arthropoda; Insecta; Lepidoptera; Crambidae. The coding region runs from base 72 to 2192 and encodes 706 amino acids. The transcript is spliced from 14 exons.
AGUGCGUGUCGUCACGCGUGGCCGCGUCGGGGUUUUUGUGAUUUUUAUUUCGCGUUACAAAAAAUCAAAUCAUGUCGGCAUCCGAUGUUGGUAUCGACGAUUUGUCGAACAUCGACAUAACGUUGAUGACUUUGAGGAAACCUACGGAGUUGAAGAAAGUGAUAGACUCAAUACCGAAGCCAGUAAGAGCUGUUCCGAAGAAUGGCUUGCCCAUGUGGUACAGGCUUGGCCUGGAAUGCAAGCUCCCGAUGCCCAAAAUGCCGGUUGGGAAGAUUGUGUUUGCACGUGGGAAAAUAGGCGAGGACGUACGAAGACUGGGCCUUGGUGGCACCGGCCCUCAGCCAACGUUCGACCUCACCGACCCUUACUGCAACAAUGUGUCCUAUGACUACGUGCCAGAACAUGACCCCCAUCUGGCCCACCACUUCGCCCAGAAGCCAGCGAGGAACAGGAUGAAACAGCUCGGCUACUGCACUAAAGAUGGACGGGCUGUGUGCUCGCUGAGAGAAUUCAACCAAUACAGAAAGUACCUGUACAACCAGUUCAUGGAUAGAAUACACCAGGAGAUGAAGAAAUUGGAUGAACGAGCCCGUGACGACCUGACCCUGAAGAGAGUGGAAGUGGACGUGGCGAGGCGGUUGCAAGUGUUCACCAAAGCGGAGAGGGCAAGGGAGCACCUCGAGAGAGUGGCGCAGGAGCACGCGGAUGAAUGGGCCGAAAAGAGGAGACUUGCAAAAGAACAAGAAAGAAAGAUCCAAGCGCGAAUGAGAUACCUCGCCGAGUUCAACGAGAAGCAACGCAAGGAACGCGCUGCUAGAGCGAGAGAGAAACAGAACAGGAUCAAGCAGAGGGUACAGGCUGCAGCCGAGAUGGAACUGAGAAGGAAGAUCACCAUGGUCCGCCAGUGGAGAACGAACGAGAAGAAACGACUCAACAGGUUGAAGCAAGAAAGAGAGGCGAAACAGAAAUGGCUCGAGGAUGAAGCGAACAGAAAAUGGACGGCUCGUGUGUCCGCUCAGAACAUGAAGAUACAUGAAGAGGCGCUGCUGCUGAAACUGUACACCGAGGACAUGACGGCUGGCGCUCGGCGACGAGAGAAGAAAGCAGAAAUCUACGCGUACAACACAGACUUGGAGUUGCAACGCAUUCGUCUGGCCAACUGGAAGCUGAUACACGGUGGACACGCCAAGGCUGCCCAGCUUGUUAGGAAGAUGGGCGUCGAGUUUGAGAAGUCAAAGCGCGGCGCAAAGGGCAUGAGUCCUGAGCUGGCGCAGCGUCUUGCUGCUGAAGCUAUGUCUACCGCAGUGUCCACGCAAGGAGAUGCGCUCAUGACCCUGGGUCAAGCCCGAGCUAGAAUGGACAUCGAGACUGUGCUGCCGACCGCACCCAUUAAGUUGCUUGACGAGAUGCUGGAAACCGCCGUGAUGGAGUUUGCUCGCCGACGCGUGAACCUACUCCUCCGAGACGUGGAGAGGGUGGUUCGCUCACGCGCCGCUCACGUGUUCUUCCAAAACUAUCGACCGAGCACCGCCAAGAGACACGGAACAAAAGUGCCUCGGUGGUCGAUCCAGAUAGCCACCGAGCUGGCUCGACAGUAUGUAAACGUGCACGGAUCUUCGAUUCUAUUCGGAGACAUCGUCAACAUACCCGCAGAGACCACCACAGAAAUCGACAUGAAGAGCGUCAAAGAUAGACCUCCGACGCCUGUACCAUCCAAAACGAAGUUGGCAGAAGUGACAUUCUCCGACCGAGUCGAAGACUUGCCAGAUCCAGUGGCUGUUGGAACCUACCUGCCUGAAAGAAGGAAACUUCUAGAAAUGGUGAACUCGGCCGCCAAACUGCUGUCACGUUCUGUAAGUCAACGCGUGCAGAAAGGCAUGGACGUCACCGUAGGCAAAGUCACGCUGCCCAACAUGAAACAUCCAAUGGAAUGGGGCGAAGCCGUGGAAAGCCUCGCGUCAGCGGUGGUGGAUAACCGGAUAUACGGCGAUUCGCCGGACGUGCGUCGCACGAGCGAGUUCCUGGCUCACCGCAUACUGCGGUCACUGCUUAUUGAGAUGAAACAGGAGAAGGAGAAACGGAAAUACAGCCUACAAAGUCGUUUGUCGGACCACGAACAAAGGGACUUCUAUGUCCCGGGAGAAAUGAAAGGAGAAGACGCCAACCAAAGUCCCGAAACCAGCCCAAAGUAGACUAUAAAAAUAUAGUUGGAAUGUCGACGUGUUAGGUCAAUUUUAUUAGUACUAUCAUUUAGAUAUUUGAUGUUAAUUAAUUAAUCAAAAUUAUCUGACAAUGAUAUGAUAUUUCUCUUGAUAAUUCUUUGAACGUUUAAAUUUUUAACAUCAUUUAAUUAUACGGCAAAGUCAGUUUGAGCUAUUUUGGUAAAAUUAGAAUCUAUUAAAAUGGUAAAAUAACAGUUUUGUAAAUAGCCCCGUUUCAUGAGUUUCAUCAAAACAGUUUUACCUGGAAAACCGUAACUAGAUGACUGUGAAUUAUUACUAUUUCGUAGAAAUUGAUGUUGUUUUUGAAGUUUCUAA